UCCACGGCUGACCUCGUACAACCCCGCCCCCAGCCUGUUCCUGCCUCCAAUCAGCUAAACCCGCCCACCCGGUGGCUGGCCGUAGCGUCUGGCUGCGUCUCGCUUCCCAGAGCUGGGAGAGUCUGGGCCCGCACUGAGCGUUACACUGGGAACCCUUCAGGCCGGAGAUGCCGGGACAGAGCCGGAGAGGGGAGCGGAGGUUGCUGGUGGCCGCGCUGCUGCUGCUCAUUGCUGGGACGCGGCUCUCGGGAGCGGCAGCACCGGGGAAGGAGUGUGAGAAGCCGUGUGUGUCCGGAGUGUGUCAGCCCAGCACCGGCCAGUGUGUGUGUGACCCGGGCUGGACCGGAGACCAAUGUCAGCACUGCGGGGGCCGCUUUAUGUUAACUGGGCCAAGUGGGUUUGUGACGGACGGACCCGGAAACUAUAAAUAUAAAACAAAGUGCACGUGGCUCAUCGAAGGGAGUGAGAAUACGGUGCUCCGUCUUCGCUUCAAUCACUUUGCUACGGAGUGCAGCUGGGACCACCUCUACGUCUAUGACGGGGAUUCCAUAUACGCCCCUCUAGUGGCAGCUUUCAGUGGUCUCAUUGUUCCUGAGAGAGAAAGCAAUAAUUCAGUGCCAGAGGUCGCUAUCACAUCUGGAUAUGCCUUGUUGCAUUUUUUCAGUGACGCAGCUUACAAUCUAACAGUUAACAUCAGCUACAAUCUGGACGCGUGUCCCAAUAAUUGUUCAGGGAGAGGCGACUGUACCCAGAAGCCUAACGGCGACAUUUCCUGCGAUUGUGCAGAGAACUGGAAGGGAGAGGCGUGUGACAUUCCCUACUGUCUGGAUAACUGUGGAUUACCCACCCAAGGAGUCUGCGAUGUCAACAAUACUAAAAGCUGCAUUUGUGAAGAUGGCUGGCAAGGUCCCAGCUGUAACGUGUCGGUCCCAGCAGACGAGUCAUUUUGGGUGAGGGAAGAAUUGUCAGACCCCAAACUGGCCCGAGCGUCCCACAGAGCAGCGGUGGUGGAUGAUGUGAUGUGGAUUGUCGGGGGCUACAUGUUCAAUCACUCCGGCUACCAGAUGGUUAUGGCGUAUGACUUGGCUUCCCGUAAGUGGCUGUCACUUAACAACUCAGUGAAUUCUGUGGUUGUGCGCUAUGGACAUUCCCUGGCACAGUACAAGGAUAAACUCUACAUGUACGGAGGGAAAAUAGAUGCCACAGGGAAUGUCACAAACCAGCUGCACGUGUUCCAUAUUCAGAACCAGUCGUGGGUUCAGAUCUUCCCCAAUGCCAAUUAUCAGUAUGCGGUGGUGGGACAUUCUGCCCAUAUUGUCACCUUGAAGGAUGACAGCGUGGUGAUGCUCGUCUUCUUUGGACAUUGCCCUCUCUACGGCUAUAUCAGCAACAUCCAGCAGUACUCUCUAGAUACAAACGUGUGGGAGAUUGUCCCGACGCAGGGGGCGCUGGUACAAGGCGGGUAUGGGCACAGCAGUGUGUAUGAUGAGAAGAGCAGAUAUAUUUAUAUACACGGAGGAUACAAGGCUUUCACUGCCAAUAAGUAUCGCCUGGCUGAUGAUCUGUACAGGUAUUCUGUGGAUGAUCGCAGUUGGAUGAUUCUCAAGGACAGCCAGUUCUUCCGAUAUCUGCACUCGGCAGUGAUAAUUGGCAGCACCAUGCUUGUGUUUGGCGGCAACACCCACAACGACACGUCCAUGAGCCACGGGGCCAAGUGCUUCUCCUCGGAUUUCAUGGCAUACGACUUCGCCUGUGACCACUGGUCUGUGCUUCCUCACCCCGUGUUCCAGCAUGACGUGAGUGUGGAUCGAUUCGGUCACUCCGCUGUUUUGAGGAACAGCACAAUGUAUGUGUUUGGAGGGUUCAACAGUCUCUUGCUGAGUGAUGUGCUGACGUUCACCCCGAGAAGCUGUGAGACUUACAAAAACGAAAGUGUUUGCACGGCGGGUGAACCUGGACUCCGGUGUAUGUGGAACGCCAGCUUCUCAGUGUGUUCUUUGUUAGAGAACGUCACCCUCGAGCAGGACGAUUUGGUCUCGUGUCCCAAUAAAACAAUUGCAGACAAUGAGAAGUGCGACCAAUACACCGACUGCUUCAGCUGCACAAUCAAUUCCCAUGGCUGCCAGUGGUGCAACGAUCACUGCUUCUCUCUCAACAGCAACUGCAGCGCAUCUCAGGGUGCUAAAGCCGCGUAUGAUCAGUGUCCCAAAAACCCAGGAUUUUACUGUAACAAGAAGACCAGUUGCAAGAGCUGCGCCAUGGAUCAGAACUGCCAGUGGGAACCCAAGAACCAAGAGUGUAUUGACCUGCCAGAAAACAUCUGUGGGGCCAAUUGGCAUUUAGUUGGAAGCUCCUGCUUUCGGAUCACCAGCGCCAAGGACAACUACGAUAAUGCCAAGCUGGCCUGCCGCAAUCAGAAUGCCUACCUGGCCUCUCUCACCAGCCAGAGAGAAGUGGAAUUUGUCAUAAAGCAGCUGCAGAGGAUGAAGACGGACCUCACGCCCUGGGUGGGACUUCGGAAGAUCAACGUGUCGUACUGGUGCUGGGAAGACAUGUCUCCCUUUAGUAACAGCACCCUGCAGUGGCAGCCGGCAGAGCCCAGUGACGCGGGAUUUUGCGGGUACCUUGCUGAGCCUUCCGUCAUGGGUCUGAAAGCGGCGACUUGUAUCCAACAAAUCAACGGCAGCGUCUGUGAACGGCCAGCCAAUUACAGCGCUAAGCAGUGUCGAACCCCUUGUGCAUCUCGGGGGAGCUGCGGGGAGUGCACCAGUGGCAGCUCAGAAUGCAUGUGGUGCAGUAAUAUGAAGCAAUGUGUGGACUCCAACGCUUACGUGGCUUCCUUCCCGUUUGGCCAGUGUAUGGAGUGGUACACAAUGAGCACCUGCCCACCGGAGAACUGCUCAGGGUAUCGCACCUGCGCUCAGUGUUUGGAACAACCUGGAUGUGGCUGGUGCACAGACCCGAGUAACACGGGCAAGGGCCAAUGCAUGGAGGGGUCACAUAGAGGCCCCAUGAAGUUUAUUAAUAGCACCCAGGCUAAAAUCAGUAUCCCUGCACCCGUCCUGAAUGUCAGCAUGUGCCCAGUGGAGAACAAUUAUAACUGGUCUUUCAUCUCGUGUCCAGCGUGCCAGUGUAAUGGGCACAGUAAAUGCAUCAACGAGAGCACCUGCGAGAAAUGUGAGAACCUGACCACAGGCAAAAACUGUGAAUCCUGCAUUUCCGGCUUUUAUGGAGACCCCACUAACGGAGGAUCCUGUCAGUCCUGCAAAUGUAACGGGCAUGCGUCAAUGUGCAACACCAACACGGGCAAGUGUUUCUGUACCACCAAAGGAAUUAAAGGGGAGGAGUGCCAGCUAUGUGAAGUGGAAAAUCGCUAUCAAGGAAACCCCCUAAAGGGAACAUGUUACUAUUCGUUGCUGAUAGAUUACCAGUUCACCUUCAGCCUGUCCCAAGAAGACGACCGUCACUACACUGCAAUUAAUUUCGUGGCAACCCCUGAAGAGCAAAACAGAGACUUGGACAUGUUUAUCAAUGCGUCUAAAAACUUCAACCUCAACAUAACGUGGGCGACGAGCUUUACAGCUGGGACCCAGGCAGGAGAAGAGAUACCCAUUAUCUCCAAGACCAACAUCAAGGAAUACAAGGACAGCUUCUCCAACGAGAAAUUCGACUUCCACAAUAACCCCAACAUCACCUUCUUUGUCUAUGUCAGCAACUUCACGUGGCCGAUUAAAAUUCAGAUCGCAUUUUCCCAGCACAGCAACUUUAUGGACUUGGUACAGUUCUUUGUGACGUUUUUCAGCUGUUUCCUCUCUCUGCUCCUCGUGGCUGCCGUCGUCUGGAAAAUAAAGCAGAGCUGUUGGGCUUCAAGACGCAGAGAGCAACUCAUCCGGGAGAUGCAGCAGAUGGCCAGCCGACCUUUUGCGUCCGUCAACGUUGCCUUGGAAACAGACGAGGAGCCCCCUGAUCUGAUUGGGGGGAGUAUAAAGUCCGUACCAAAACCUAUAGCCUUGGAACCUUGUUACGGCAACAAAGCAGCUGUUCUCUCAAUAUUUGUACGGCUUCCUCGUGGCUUAGGGGGUAUUCCACCUCCAGGUCAGUCUGGUCUCGCCGUGGCCAGCGCUCUAGUAGACAUCUCCCAACAGAUGCCAUUAAUCUACAAGGAGAAAUCGGGAGCGGCGCGAAAUCGGAAACACCAGCCGCCUGCCCAGCCCGGCACCUGCAUUUGACAUUGGGCCACUGAACUCUAGGGAUUUCAUUAUUAACACGUCGGAGCCAUUGGAGCGUUUUAUUGUGAUGGCACCGCCCAGACGCGCAUGGAUCUCCUCGCCAGAAUCCCUUUUACGGACACGCGGUUUUCCUUCCGUUCGGUCUUUUUUUUUUUUUGGUUGUUGUUUGAGUUAUCAUGUACUAUUUUCCGUUUCUCUAGGAAAAGAAUCUUAACUUAUUCUCCCUCUGAAUAAACUGUACAGGCCCAUCAUGUGCUGCUCAGGUGAUAAGGUUGGAUCAUUUCUUCAGCUGCUCGCGGUUUUGUAUCCACCCAACGAGGAGACCUUCCCGGAAUUGUUCCAAACCCUGAAUUUUCUACGAGAAAGUUCAAAACGACUCUUUCUAUUUGUGAGCUGUGGGGGUUACCUGCCUGAAGUUUAUGGAUUUGGACACCCCCCCUUUUUCCGGGUUCUCGCUGGGCACAGACGGGACUUAUACCGCUCAGCAGGGAGCAUCCGUGGAUUGUGAUUGGCUAUUGAGUUGCGCCGACCUGUAAAGUGAAAGGAAGAGGAAUUGUGAGCGAGGAAAUAAGACAAGAAACAUGGGGCUCAUUAUAUUGCGAUGGUACUGAGGGGGGGCAUCGACGCUUUCUUACCAUUAAGAGCACAUUGCUAAUUCCAGUAAAUAAAUGUAAAUGAUUUUAA
Messenger RNA from Xenopus laevis (African clawed frog), 4913 nucleotides. RefSeq names its product attractin L homeolog (gene atrn.L). NCBI's taxonomy places the organism in Eukaryota, Metazoa, Chordata, Amphibia, Anura, Pipidae. The record is from RefSeq and is a predicted model, not a curated record.